This is a messenger RNA of Lymnaea stagnalis (great pond snail), 4959 nucleotides long. The record is from the annotation of a GenBank genome assembly. Lineage: Eukaryota; Metazoa; Mollusca; Gastropoda; Lymnaeidae.
ACAUUAUAAACAACAAUGGCGGGAGUUAUCACUGAUGGCAUAUUACAAGAAGUAGAAACUGGGGUGGAAGCUAUUUCUAACCUAGAGUAUUCUAAUGAUAACAUCAUUCCUAUUGAAGAAACUGACAUAGAAAUUCAGUCUACUGAAAUUAACGUAGGUACUGAAACUCAUGAGAAGUUAAUAAAACUACCACUAUCUCGAAUCAGAGGUAUUAUCAAGACAGACACAGAUGUAAAAAUUGCUAGCCAUGAAGCAGUAGUAACCCUCGCAAAAGCGGCUGUAAGUAUAAGUAGUGAAAGAAACUAUUAUUAUAAUUAAGUUAUGGGUAAAUUCAGAGAAAGCGGCCCGCGUUUAUUUCCAUGCGCGCACUUUUACGUCUUAAAUGGAUCCCUAUACUAUAAUACUAUGCCAUGCCUAACCUGAACCCUAAAUCGAUCCCUAUGCCUAACCCGCACCCUAAAUCUAUCCCUAUGCCUAACCCGAACCCUAAAUCUAUCCCUAUGCCUAACCCGAACCCUAAAUCUAUCCCUAAGCCUAACCCGAAAUGUAUCCCUAAGCCUAACUGGAACCCUAAAUCGAUCCCUAUGCCUAACCUUAACAAAGUCAUUGUGGGCCGCUAAAUCUGAAACAGCCAAGUUAUGGCCAACUGCGUUAAAGGUUAAUUACCGGUAAAUUUAUGCUAUCAACGCCACACAUGUCCCCAUAUUUUUGCAUUACCCGGUACUAUUUUUGGUAAAUUUACGCAAUCCCUGCCACUUAUUUCCCAUGGCCGCCAUCUGCUAAAAAGAGGAGGGAAGAAAGAGAAUUUGCUGUUGUGGCUAAUUCCACAGAGAGAGAAAAUGGGAAUCAAAUUUUAAAAUUUAAUCAAAUAAUUUCAGCUGGUACAUUAAUUUCAUGGUGAAGGUAGCAACUUUAUUGUAUCCCUCUAGAUAUGCAACAAAAGUGUCAACAACUUGCAGUCACCCUCUUUCCUGAUGUAAUUUCAGCUGAUUUAUGCUCCCUUCUAUCAUCCAAAACAUGUGUCUACAGUUAUGAGUUACACACAAUGGUAAGAUCAGUGUGAAAAUGAAGAAAAACAAUAGAAAAUAUUUUUUAAAUAAUGAAAACUCAACUUAACGUUUCAAGUGAAUAGAAUACACUUUUACACACUUUAAUUUUAGGUUUCACCAAAAAAGGAAAAUCUAAAAGUUUUCAGAUAAACAAAAUAAUACUAUACUGUUACCCAUUUUCCAAAAUGCAGGAAAAUUUAAAUAUUACGGUAUAAUUAACCACCCAAUGAAAUUGUAAGUUAAAUUAUUCCAUUGUUGUACUAAAGAGAAGUUAACUCUAAGUAACAAUCUAAGAAUAAACAGAAGGGAGAGAAUCCUACACCAUAAAGACAAAGUGGUGCGGAUUGCAUAAAUUGACCCUAUUUUUUUCCCACACCAAAAUUUAUGGAUGUGUAUUUAAAAAAAGAGUGCAAAAAAAAGGUCUGUCUGCUAUAAUUGGGAGAGAAAAGGGAAAAAAAUGAGUUGUUUAAACUAUUUACAGAGAGAAACUAAAAUUAGGAAAAAUAUGUUCAAAUUUUAAUGUAAUAUUUUGAGAAAAAACUUUCAAUUCGAAAAUCAACUACACUGCCUAACCCGAAUCAGACAGUGUUCCUAACUCAACCCUAAAUUCCACCGUAAAGUUAGUGCCCCCUAACUUGAGCAUAAAUUUACCCCUAAAUUUAAUGUCGUCCCCUCACCCCCAAACUUUAACAUGAAUUUUCAAACCUAAAGAUCUAUGACCUAUCGCCAGCAUGAACUCUAAAAUCAUGUGUUUGUGUGAUACAGUUACACACUGUAUUGCAAUGAGAAAUUAAAAAGAUAAAAUGAUGUUAUAAAUAGUAUAAAUAAUUAAAACCCAACUUACCGUUUCAUACCAUACACUUUUACUUUUACACACUUUAUAUCAGAUUCCACCCAAAUUAAAAAUCAAAAAGUGAAAGAAAUAGCAUAAUAAUAAUAAUAAUACAUUUUCCAAAAGCAGACAAAAUAGCCUCUUACCAUAACCUCGUUUUUGAAAUACAAUUAACUACCUUUUGAAAUAUUAAUUUGAAAAUCCAUCAAUCAAAAACAUUCCAAUUGGCAUACUAAUAUUACAAAAAGAAAAGCUAAUUCACCUCGAAUAGCAAAGGGGAGAGAAUCCUACACAUAAAUUCAAAGUGGCAUGGAUUGCGUAAAUUAACCCAGAUUACAUCUUUUAAAUGUAACCUCAGAAAUUUUUAAAAAAUAAUAAUAAAUGGCUGAUGUUGGAUAGAACAGGUAACAAACGGUAAAUGUGUAAAAUGAUUAAUGGUAUUAUGGGUUUUUCCAAGAGUUGUCUCAUCCUCAGCACAGUGACGUUACAUUGGGGAAUCCCAGCACUUGACUUAGGGUGACCGAAUCAACAGUUGGACCUAAACGGGAUAUGUAUGAUAACUUUCCUGCUCUUUAUGGAGCAGUAUUAGCGUCUCCAUAAAUAGCAGGACAGUUUAUAGGAAAUAUUAAAAUGAAAUUUUCCAUUCAUUUUCAUUCCAAUUGAACUUACGCGAUUCAAGACAUUUAUACCCGGUAAAAGAAACUCAUUCUUAAGAUGCACACAUUGCUAAAACUUAAAGCUCAAUGCUUCAUGUCUCACAUUGAUUGGCCUGAGCAUAAUUUGGGAUGAACAUAGUCAUUUUAUGUAUUCUACAGAUAUUUUAUCUCGCCGAAGACCUGUACUCACCCUCUUCCCUAGCUUAGUCUCAGUUUGAGUUGUUAUAUACAGUGCACUGAAGUUUAUAGCUUAAGUUGUAAUCUGAUAAUUGUCUGCGAAAGGACAGUCUUACAGCCUGUACGUCAAUCUUGUUUUUAUUCACCACAAACAGUGGCCCUCAACCUUACCUCCCCUCCUUUUUUUGUGUGAAUAUUGUUAGUUAAUAUCACUAGCUUUUGCUAUGGUAUCAUUUUUCUGUGUAUACUGGUUUUCAAUCCUUCGUUACGUAUUGUUCAUUCAACGAACCAAAUCUUAAAACAGAUAAAAUUUUUGAAACCAUUUAACAAAAUGUAACAAUGCUACUCACUCUGCAGAGUAUUGGCAUUUACCUUUAACCCUACCAUGUAACACCUUUUAGACUUCAUUGUCUACAGCCCAAUGAUUUGAUUAUUUUUAAAAAUGUUAAUGUAUUUUAUUUUGGAUUUUUAAGCUAGGAAACAAAAGUUGCAACAUUUGUUUUAGUAAGAAAAGUGAUCUUGCGUAUUUUUAUCUAUCAAUACCUGUUUAAUUACCAGUAUAUUAUAUCCUACUUCUUUCUGCUUCUACCUUUUGAAAUUUUUUAAAUUAUAUUUUUAUCAAAAAUAUUUACAGGAACUUUUCAUUCAGAGCUUAGCCAAAGAGGCUGCAAUGCGCACAGUUAGAGACAAAAGGAAAAUAGUUUUACGUAAACACUUGGGUAUGACUUCCUUCUCUACUAAAACAUUUUUUCAUUUUAUUUUGUUACAUUAUAUAUUCACAAAUGUUAGUGCAUUUUUGGUCAACUAAUUGUAUGUCACUUGACAUCUCUUAACUUAAGGCUGUUUUCAAGAUUUACUUAUUUGAAAUUUAACAAUUUUUUAUUUUUUGCUUUAGAUUCUGUGUUUGAAACAAAAGAUUGCUAUUCAUUUUUAGAAGGUAAGUUUGGAAUAAAAUGUUUAACAUAUUCUUUCACCUAGGUACGGUACUGAUAAUAAUUUAAAAAGUAAAUAAAUUCAAAUACCUAGGAUCUUUAUUAAAUGAAAGAAACCAAUUACUAACACUAAUAGAAAUAAUAUCCACCGGAAACAGAGCAUACGGAAACAGAGCAUACGUCUGUAGUCAGAAAAUAUUCAAAAGUAAAAACAUUAGAAGAGAAAGAAAGAAAUCUAUUUAUAAAACUAAUCAGACCAGUUGUAACAUGGGAGAUAUGCAAGUGAAACUUGGACCCUUAAAAAACCAUCAGAAACCUAUUAAACAUAUGGGAGAAAAAAGUUAUCUGGAAAAUAUAUAUAUGGACCAACAAAGGAUAAAUAUGAAUAUAUGAAUAUAAAUAUGAACCAACCAGGAACUGCACAGUCUAUAAUUAGAAUCCCACACUAGUAGCAGAAAUAAAAAAAAAGGGUAGGCUACACUGGACAGGACACUUAGAAAGAAUGCCAAAUAGAGGAAUGAGGUGCAUCACCAAAACCCCAGAGGAAAAGGCUCAAAGGCAGACCUAGUCUUGGAUGAUGUGGAAAAAGAUCAACAGCAGCAGGAAAUCCAAGCAUGGAAAAGAAAAGCAUCAGUUAGGUCUGAGUUGAAGGAAGUGGUGAAGCUUGCCAAAGCCCUACAUGGGCUGUUGGCCACAGGGAUGGAUAUGUUAAAUGAUAUGUAUGAUUAUAAUUUUUUUUUAAUCUUUGCUCCCCCCCCCCCUUUAUUUUAAUUUAAAAAAUGAUAGUUUAAGUUCUUGUACUAGUACUAGCACAAAUACUUUCUACAUUAAUAAAUUACAAGUAACUGUAUUUAAUAAUUUAAUACAGUUCUUAGUUCUUUCAUCUUCUUUUUUCUUAUAGGUGUCUUAGAAAGCUUUGAAGAUCAAGCAUGACAGUUAUUAAAGAUCAUCACAAUAUUUUUUCCACCAAGUCAAUAAUUAUUAUGAAAUACCUACCAUUGUGUAAAAUAAUCAUUACUAUUACCAGAAUAUAAAUACAUUGAAUUAUAUACAUAAGAUAAUAGUUUUUGUUUUGAAGGGAGAAACUGAUUAUUGUAACCUUAUUUGUUAGACUAUUAGUAGGCUAAACUUAAAUUUGCAUUUUUUGGGGUGACCUUAAUUAGGAGUUUUGAUAAUUUUUCAAACAGUCGGUCCACUGUUGACAUAUUUUAACAAUUUUUUAUUAGAUUGCAUUUAAACUGAUUGUAAACAGUAUAUUGCAAAUAUCUUCAAAUCAGUGAAUAGUAAAAGUAGGCAUUAAACUACAAACAAAC